Molecule: messenger RNA, 1921 nt
Organism: Chrysochloris asiatica (Cape golden mole)
Lineage: Eukaryota; Metazoa; Chordata; Mammalia; Afrosoricida; Chrysochloridae
Gene: PHF19
Product: PHD finger protein 19
Exons: 15
Coding region: 20-1762 (580 amino acids)
Biological process (GO): regulation of DNA-templated transcription; chromatin organization
Cellular component (GO): nucleus
Molecular function (GO): DNA binding; chromatin binding
Source: RefSeq, a predicted model, not a curated record
AGCGUGUCAGUGGAAGCCGAUGGAGAAUCGAGCUCUGGAUCCAGGAACUCGGGACUCCUAUGGUGCCGUCAGCCAUCUCCCCAACAAGGGGGCCCUGGAGAAAGCCAGGAACAACUUCAAAGACCUGAUGUCCAAGCUGACAGAGGGCCAGUAUGUGUUGUGCCGAUGGACAGAUGGACUGUAUUACCUUGGGAAGAUCAAGAGGGUCAGCAGUUCUAAGCAAAGCUGCCUUGUGACCUUUGAAGAUAAUUCCAAAUUCUGGGUCCUGUGGAAGGACAUACAGCAUGCUGGUGUUCCAGGUGAAGAGCCCAAGUGCAACAUCUGCCUGGGAAAGACGUCGGGGCCAUUGAAUGAGAUCCUCAUCUGUGGCAAAUGUGGUCUGGGUUACCACCAGCAGUGCCAUAUCCCCAUAGCAGGUAGCACCGACCAACCCCUACUCACACCCUGGUUCUGCCGACGCUGCAUCUUCGCACUGGCUGUACGGAAAGGCGGCGCGCUGAAGAAGGGCGCCAUCGCCAGGACGCUGCAGGCUGUGAAGAUGGUGCUGUGUUACCGGCCGGAAGAACUGGAGUGGGACUCACCCCACCGCACUAACCAGCAGCAAUGCUACUGUUACUGCGGCGGGCCUGGAGAAUGGUACCUGCGGAUGCUGCAAUGCUUCCGCUGCAGACAGUGGUUCCAUGAAGCCUGCACCCAGUGCCUCAAUGAACCCAUGAUGUUUGGUGACCGGUUCUACCUGUUCUUCUGCUCCGUGUGUAACCAGGGCCCAGAGUACAUCGAGAGGCUGCCCCUGCGAUGGGUGGAUGUGGUUCACCUAGCCCUCUACAACCUGGGAGUACAGAGCAAGAAGAAGUACUUUGACUUUGAGGAGAUCCUGGCCUUUGUCAAUCACCACUGGGAGCACCUACAGCUUGGCAAGCUGACCAGCACCCCUGUGACGGAUCGAGGACCUCAUCUCCUCAACGCUCUGAACAGUUACAAAAGCAGGUUCCUCUGCGGCAAGGAGAUCAAGAAGAAGAAGUGCAUCUUCCGCCUGCGCAUCCGAGUUCCUCCCAACCCACCAGGGAAGCUGUUGCCUGAUAAGGGGCUGGUGCCCAACGAGAACGGUGCCUCCUCUGAGCUUCGCAAGAGAGGAAAGAACAAGUCGGGUUUGUUGCCUCACGAAUUUCAGCAGCAGAAAAGGCGAGUUUAUAGAAGAAAAAGAUCAAAGUUUUUGCUGGAAGAUGCUAUUCCCAGUAGUGACUUCACCUCUGCCUGGAGCACCAAUCACCACUUGGCCAGCAUAUUUGAUUUCACACUGGACGAAAUACAGAGUUUAAAAAGUGCCAGCUCAGGCCAGACCUUCUUCUCAGAUGUAGACUCCACGGAUGCUGCCAGCACCUCUGGCUCCGCCUCCACCAGCCUCUCCUAUAACUCCAGGCGGACAGUGGGCAGCCGCAAGAGGAAGCUGGCAGCCAAAGUGUACAUGCCACUGCGGGCAAAGCGGAGGGCAGCUGAGCUGGGUGGGCGCUGCCCCUCAGACAGCAGUGCAGAGGGGGCUUCAGGCCCUGAGCGGCCAGAUGACGGCAUCGACAGCCACACCUUUGAGAGCAUCAGUGAAGACGACUCGUCCUUGUCCCACCUCAAGUCAUCUAUCACCAACUACUUUGGUGCAGCUGGGCGGCUAGCUUGUGGGGAGAAGUACCAGGUGUUGGCUCGGAGGGUCACACUAGACGGCAAGGUUCAGUACUUGGUGGAGUGGGAAGGGACCACCCCUUACUGACCAACCCUCAGAGCAUGCCAGGAGCCCAGGAAACCAGAGGAGGGACAGCAGAAGCCUCAGCGCACCGCCUCCCCCCACCCCCCCAAUCUUUCUCCCUUUUUCUCCAGGCUGGAUGGGGAGGAAAGCAGGGCAGAGCUCCAGGUUUCUAGAGGCCCUGCC